AUAGUGUGCCGGUCAAAUAAAAGUCCGUGGGUCUGUCUGACGUGCUCAAGUGUCCAUUGUGGAAGAUAUGUGAAUGGCCAUGCAAAAAAGCAUUAUGAAGAUGCACAGAUUCCUAUGACCAAUCAUAAGAAAACAGAAAAACAAGAGAAAGUUCAGCAUACUGUGUGUAUGGAUUGCAGUAGUUACAGUACAUACUGUUAUCGCUGUGAUGAUUUUGUAGUCAAUGAUACCAAGCUGGGCCUGGUACAGAAGGUCAGAGAGCACCUACAGAACUUGGAAAAUUCGGCCUUUACAUCAGACAGACAUAGGAAAAGAAAACUAUUGGAAAACUCAUCUCUGAACAGCAAGUUAUUAAAAGUAAAUGGAAGCACCACUGCCCUUUGUGCCACAGGCCUUCGGAACCUGGGGAAUACGUGUUUCAUGAAUGCAAUCCUUCAGUCGCUCAGUAACAUUCAACAGUUUUGCUGUUACUUCAAAGAGUUGCCUGCUGUGGAGCUGAGGAAUGGGAAGACGGCAGGCAGGCGAACUUACCAUACCAGGAGCCAGGGGGAUAACAAUGUUUCAUUGGUGGAAGAAUUCAGAAAGACACUCUGUGCUUUAUGGCAAGGAAGCCAAACUGCAUUUAGUCCAGAGUCUUUAUUUUACGUUGUUUGGAAAAUCAUGCCAAAUUUUAGGGGAUACCAGCAACAGGAUGCCCACGAGUUCAUGCGUUACCUUUUGGACCAUCUACACCUGGAACUCCAGGGUGGCUUCAAUGGUGUUUCACGUUCAGUAAUUUUGCAAGAAAAUUCUAGUCUGUCUGCAAGCAACAAAUGUUGCAUAAAUGGAGCGUCUACUGUUGUCACAGCGAUUUUUGGAGGCAUUCUUCAAAAUGAAGUCAACUGCCUAAUAUGUGGGACUGAAUCUAGAAAGUUUGACCCAUUCCUAGACCUUUCGCUAGAUAUUCCAAGUCAGUUCAGAAAUAAACGUACUAAAAAUCAAGAAAAUGGACCAAUGUGCACGCUACGAGAUUGCCUUCGCAGUUUUACAGACCUGGAAGAACUUGAUGAGACAGAGCUGUAUAUGUGUCACAAAUGCAAAAAGAAACAGAAGUCCACCAAAAAAUUCUGGAUUCAGAAACUACCAAAGGUGCUAUGCUUACACUUGAAACGAUUUCACUGGACAGCAUAUCUGAGAAACAAGGUUGAUACGUAUGUCGAGUUUCCCUUACGAGGCCUAGACAUGAAAUGCUACUUGUUAGAGCCUGAAAACAGUGGCCCAGAAAGCUGCCUGUAUGACCUUGCGGCUGUUGUCGUGCAUCAUGGUUCAGGCGUUGGCUCUGGACAUUACACCGCAUACGCAGCUCAUGAAGGCCGUUGGUUCCAUUUCAACGACAGUACUGUAACUUUGACCGACGAGGAGACUGUGGUAAAGGCCAAGGCCUACAUCCUCUUCUACGUGGAACGGCAAGCCAAAUCUGGAUCAGAUAAACUUUAAUACCUCCUUUUAAUUCUCACUUAUCAAGUUCACCGGACAAAACAUUUCCAUUUUUCCAUAAAUACUUGAUCCAAGACUAUUAAUUUCAUUGUGCACUUUUCAAUUUCCUCUUGUGGGUUUUAGUUUUGUUGUGUCAAUGGUAGCAUUUGACUUACUGAACUUGGACACAAACUAACUUUUUUUUUUAGUUAUACCAGAAAACCUCAGCAGAUUUUGAUUUGCUGCUUUAGUUGUGAUAACUCAAUUUUUAUAUAUAUAGUUUCAUGAAAUACUUAGUUAUUUGACUUUUUUAUAUUAAUGAUGUUUUCAGUUCUCACUUUCUAAAGGCACAUUUACAUCAGCGAAGCUUUCUGUCCUCCUUACAAGCAAGAUAAAUGUGCUUCUGAUUAUGAAGAGCAAUACAACUUCAUGCUGUUCUCACAGCUAUUACGUAGAUAUGAUUUAAUCUCUUUAAAUCACGGAAUUGUUGGCACGUACUAUUUCCCCUCGUGCAAGAAACUAAACAGCGACCUCUGAACAAUCAUUCUUUGUCUGCAGGAGAGAGGAGAUGUGGCAUCAUUAAAUAGACCAGGUAAUUGCUGCUAUAUCGGUGUGUAUUCAGGCUGCUGACUUUCAGGAAUCAUUGUAAAUAAACAGUUGGUUCAAGUGUAUCUAUACUGCAGUUUAAUUCAAGUAUUCCUCACAUAUGCUCUGCCCUCCCCCCUUAAAAUUUUAAAAAAAUUAUCUUAAAAUAUAUACAUGUCUAAAUUGUGUUUGGGAUUUAUGUUUUUUUAACCGAACCUGAACUGCCUUAGACAUCUCUUGUUUUAGACUGUCAUCCUGAAAUUGGAUCAUGACCGUUACUUGCUUGAAAACUUGGGAGACUUCUGGCAGUGGGAUCCCAACCCUCCUUCCUGGUGGGAACUGGGAGUACAGCCCCAAAGUUUGGGGUUUGUGAGAACAGUCUUAGGUCUAAAUAUAGCUCCUGUCCACUAAAUGCCUGCAGUUCACUUAAAACCGAAAGGAAGGGGAUGGUGUUCCAGAUGCUCUGCAAGACAAUUGUUUUACCAGUUCAAAUGCAAACUAAAGGGAAGAUGCUCAGUUCGCUGCAUAGCCUGCCUGAUGGGAGUUGAUGAGCCAAGACUGCUUGUUGACUGGGGCAGACUCGGGUUGCUGUAGUAGUUACGCAUUGGCCCAGUGUGGAAUCUUUCUUUACGGUCUCGAGACGAAUGCUGGAGGCAUGAUACGGUUUCUAAAACUUGGCUAUGUAAUGGAGAAUGACUUCUGUUUAAAAAAAAAAAAAAAUUUUAGCUGUACUGCUGUUCUGGAGAGUGGAAGUCAGCUAAUAAGAUUUAAAAAAGGUGACAGGAAAACCAGUAUUGCAAAAGCCAGGAGUCCCCAAAAAAUCUGAAAUUUGACAAGUGCUACAUUUCAGUUCUCUUCCCCCAGCCCAUCCUUUCUAGCUAGCCCCCGUGUGCCUAGCAAGGAACUGGACACUCCUAAAAUCCUAAAAGCACGGUAGUAAGAGUAGAAUUUGCUUAAUGUAGAGUCACAUAAUCAAACACUGCCUUUUAGUUGUGAUAACAGUAAAAUAUAGUAGUCUGAAAACACACAAGAGCUCAAGUAAAAUGUGAUUACCCUUUUUAGUUAAUGCUGCUGAAAGACAUCAUAGGAUGCAGUAAAAACGUUCCUACAGAUUGUACCAUAGCUCUACCUGGUGCACAGGGAGUUCACAUCAAUUUCCUUGCCAUGGGUUACCUGCUAGCUGUACACUGACAGGUAUAAAGAGAAAUCACAAUCAGAUUUUUUUAAAAUGUCAUUCUUCAUUGCUUUUUCACAGCAUCUUAAACCAGGAAAGAGAAAAAUUGGCUUACUAGAAAACUGCAGAAAGCAUUCAGCAUUGCUAACGGUGUAUGAAUAUGUAAACUGUACACUAGUUAAAACCUAUUGUGAUUAUUAUUUGAUACAUUAAGUGACAUAUAUAAGGAUGUCUUCUUUUACUUAAGUUGAACAAUAAAUAGAACUAUUCAUUACUUUACUUUAAAUUGUAGAUAGUUUGUCACCUACCAUGUCUCCGUUUCUUGCAGCCAGAGCCUUUCUUCUAAUCAGAAUAGGUAGUUGUUACUGUUUAUACAGGCACAAAAAGGUAUUUGACAGACUUCGUUGAUGUGCGGGGCAAGUGAAGUAUCCCUACCACAUCAUUAUCACACUGAAGGGCAGCCUUACUGCUCACAGUUAGUUGGGGAGUUAAGUAGAUUCCAUCUAUAGCUGCAUUUUCUCUGCAUGCUACUUGGAUUGGAUUGCUUUAGAAUUUUAGUUUUGAGCAUACAAAGCUGAAAAUACACAACUAGCUAUGGGCCAGAAGCAGUUUAACUUACAGUAGUCAGGUGUAUGCAGCGUUCUCGCAAACCAGUGAUGUAAAUGUGCCUUUUUUGUAUUUUUAGAAACUUAAAUUUGUAAUCUUCAGCAACAUUCACUUACUUUUUAAGCAGCUUCUAUUUCUCCAGUUAAUUUUUUGGGUCAGAGUUAUGUUCUCACUUCAGUAUUUCCUUUCAGUAACAUUUGCUCUGUAACAUUAAGGUCUUGGGCAAUAGUAUCCAGCACGGUCCAUUUGAGACACGGCCAUGGGAACACAAUGCAAUCACGUCAGUCUUGUUCUUGCAGCAGGUGGUGAGAAGGACUCAGCCAUAUGCUUUGCUGGAACAAGUACAUUGUAAAUCUUUUCCUAAUUUAACUUUCUCCCGCUGCAAACCCAGAUGGACAGUAUGAACAGUUUGUUGUGGCAACACAAGUAUUUCUCUUCCUGGUGGAGAACUUCACUUAUCCACUGUAUUCUAUUCAGUGUGGCGUCAAAAAAAAACAAAAAAAACCCUGAGCACUGAACCAGUAACAUAUACUGCACCUGGCCUAGUAUUACAUUUUUAACCUUACUUGUAUAUCCUAUAUUUAUCUACUAGCUUGGGGGGCGGGGGGGGAUAUCUCAUUUCAUUUAAGCCAAAUGUUUCUUUUCUACUUACUGCUAAUCACAGUACACACUAACUGGCAAGAAUUUUUUUCUUGCUUGUGACUGCUCUGCAAGCAACAACUGCUCUCUACAGUUCAAAGACUUGCAUAUUUUUCACCAAAAUUUGUCUGAUCGAAGGUUGUCCUUUUGUUAGUAAUUGUUUAGCCACGUAUAUAACUGGAGACGAGAUUUAUGUAAAACAAAACUCCAAAAUGUCCAGCUCUCAGAGUACUUCUGCUUUAGUGUGUUGUAUAGCGAGCUGUUACGUGCAGCAUUAUGCGAAACUCUAAAGCACUUCUUACAAAGAGAGCUCCUUCUCAGCAGGUGCUUGCCAGGUGGUAACAGAUGUCACCCUGAGAGGAGAGUUUUAAAAAAAACCAAAACUUUCGGACAGGCACGGAAAGUGGACGUGUAUCAAAAGCAGGAGGCCAUUUAUAAGGAUUUUGCUAAAUCAGUGAAAAGCGUUAACACGUGGUGUUCAAAAGUUUCCACAACGUUUCAUUACUGAUGUGUCUGUGUCUUACUGAUGAGGUAAUCAGCACCUUGAAAACUGAUUCCAAUGUGCUCUAGGAUAUCCUCAAGUACUGUAGUGCCAUAGUUGUAAUUGUUUACCAUUAAAAUCUAGUGUGUAAUUUUCAGUGAGGAUUACUGACUGUGCUCAUCUUGUGUGUUUCUAGAGCAUUUCCAGGUUGAAUGUGAAUUAUAUCUCAUUCACACAGUGUGUUUAUGGAAAAUGUGCCAUUAAAGUGUCUCCUUUCC
This is a messenger RNA of Aptenodytes forsteri (emperor penguin), 5218 nucleotides long. It is a transcript of the gene USP3, whose product is annotated as ubiquitin specific peptidase 3. The annotation marks the transcript as partial. Gene Ontology annotation, cellular component: cytoplasm. Gene Ontology annotation, molecular function: cysteine-type deubiquitinase activity; zinc ion binding. NCBI's taxonomy places the organism in Eukaryota, Metazoa, Chordata, Aves, Sphenisciformes, Spheniscidae. Gene Ontology annotation, biological process: protein deubiquitination. The record is from RefSeq and is a predicted model, not a curated record. The transcript has 14 exons.